AUCGCCAUCUUCCAUCCUCAUUCCCAACCCCCCAUCCCGAGUCCACUAUGCCCAAUACCAAAGCCAAAGCGAAGAAUUCAAGAGCAAUCACAACAACGACAAUAACCACGAUAGUAACGACAACAGUAACAUCACCCAAACCUCCUGCAAAGAGAGGCCUGGCGACUAACGCCAAGACGAUAAGGCCCUCAGCAACCUCAGCUUCUGGACCAUCUACCGAUAAGAGACAACGCAGAUUUAUUUCGCUAAGCUUGAAAGCAGACUUCAUCAAGGAUGUAUUGGCUGAACAAGAACUGGAUCCACGAUUUCCAGCAGCCUCCGUUGGCAGGAGGCAAAAAUACAACUUCACUCGUGCAGAGAUUUCUCGCAUGAUCCGGGAUGCAGACGAUACCCCUCGUAAGGUCCAGGAGGCAAGCCAUCGGAACCCAGUGAAGAUCUCCAGGAUAUACCCACGGAAGAUGGAGGUUAUCGAAAAAGUGCUUUACUCUCAACUCAAGAAUGAGAUUGACUCUAGUAGGUAUAUGUGCUUAUCAUCUUCCUUUGCCUCAAUUCAGGCAGGUUAAAUGCAAUUUACCUCCCCCCCUUACAGAUAUCCCUGUGAACGAUAGCCGACUUAGGGAAAUGGCCCUACAGACAUACGUAGAAAUGAUGCCCCUUUUGGACCCUGACAUGGCGCCAGAGCUGAUUGACUUCUCAGAUGAUUGGCUCAAAGACGCUUUGAACCUGUGUCGCGCUGUAUCUUCUUAUAGAAAGAGGGAUGUGGUGCUAUCCACCGGCGUCCAGCCUGCACAGUCGCUUAGUCGCAGUAUUGCUGUAAUUGUGAGAGAUGGGCUUGAUCUAUUGAGCAACGCGAUGGUACUGGAAGAGGGACUAGAUUGGCAAGGCACUGUUGAGGUGUCUGAUACCGAGCCGGAGGAGAAGCAAUAAAUUUUUGAUUUAUCUACUGA
Molecule: messenger RNA, 947 nt
Organism: Gamsiella multidivaricata
Lineage: Eukaryota; Fungi; Mortierellomycota; Mortierellomycetes; Mortierellales; Mortierellaceae
Exons: 1
Coding region: 48-563 (171 amino acids)
Source: RefSeq, a predicted model, not a curated record